Dioscorea cayenensis subsp. rotundata (Guinea yam) is the source of this 479-nucleotide messenger RNA. RefSeq lists its product as uncharacterized. The record is from RefSeq and is a predicted model, not a curated record. NCBI's taxonomy places the organism in Eukaryota, Viridiplantae, Streptophyta, Magnoliopsida, Dioscoreales, Dioscoreaceae. Bases 72 to 413 code for a protein of 113 amino acids. The transcript is spliced from 3 exons.
CCUGUUUAGAAACAGUUGCUAUAUAAAUAGUGCACUUUCUUCCUCUGAAGUUGCACAAAAGUGACACACUAAUGGCUGCUGCACAGGAAAAUGGUUGGCCUCUUGGACUUGUUCAACCAGUGAAUGUGAUAAUGGGACUUGAACCAAUUAGAAAUCUUGAUUUUUCUGGUUCACUAUCCUCAGGCAACUUCUGUGUCACUUCAUCAAACUCAGAAACAGAGUCCAGUAUUUCAUUCUUCAAUGAUAGAAGCAUCACUCUUGGAAGUCUUAUUGGUUUUACAAGCAUUGUGAAAACAGAGUCAUUAUCUCUUGGCUAUUUCCUUGAAGUUGAGAGAAGAGCUAGCAAUUCUUCUUCAUUGGAGAAGAAGCCAUCAUCAAGCUCUUGCUUGCUUUGUCUCUGUUACAGUGUUUAACUUUAAUGUUCUUGCUUUGAUUGAAAUAAACUUUAGUUAAUGUAUGAAGCUUUUGGUUUUUGUUUA